CGCAACUUGGCUGGGGUGACCUCCCGUCCCCGAUCCCGGCGUGCGUGGCCCGGGGUGGGGAACCUGCAAGUUUGAGCCUCGCUCUCCUCGAGGCGGAGUACUUAGCCCAAGAAACGUUCCAUUCAUAUACUUUACUUUGACCAGAGCGCUGCUCAGCUCUGGUUUAUGACGGUGCCAGGAUUAAACCAGGGACCUCAGAGUGGCAGGCGUCCAAGUCAUUUUGUGUAGAAGCGACCCUGCAGAUAUCUUAACUAAUUUUCUGAAUAUGCCACCGAAGGAUCCGUGCCAGAAACAAGCCUGUGAAAUACAGCAGUGUUUACAAGCCAACAACUAUGUGGAGUCUAAGUGUCAGGCUGCCAUCCAGGAAUUGCGCAAAUGCUGUGCUCGAUAUCCUAAGGGAAGAUCUCUCGUCUGUUCCGGAUUUGAAAAAGAAGAGGAAGAAAAGUUGGCCCUCCAGUCCACAUCAGAGUAAAGCUCAGCUGAGAAGGCGAGCGCUGCUCCUUAUCUCCACCUUGGGAGUUUCGCCAUCCUGACUCUUCAGGCCAGGAAGCAGCGCAAGAAGCGUCAUUCACGCACAACAGAUAGAAGCAAACAUUUAGAAGACAGAUAUGCAGAAUAUAAUAAAACUGAGCUGCUAAAAUAAACCCAUUAAGCGAAUGA
Erinaceus europaeus (western European hedgehog) is the source of this 660-nucleotide messenger RNA. RefSeq names its product C-X9-C motif containing 4 (gene CMC4). NCBI's taxonomy places the organism in Eukaryota, Metazoa, Chordata, Mammalia, Eulipotyphla, Erinaceidae. Gene Ontology annotation, cellular component: mitochondrial intermembrane space. The record is from RefSeq and is a predicted model, not a curated record. Bases 266 to 472 code for a protein of 68 amino acids. The transcript is spliced from 4 exons.